Molecule: messenger RNA, 3942 nt
Organism: Callorhinchus milii (elephant shark)
Lineage: Eukaryota; Metazoa; Chordata; Chondrichthyes; Chimaeriformes; Callorhinchidae
Product: lysophospholipid acyltransferase 2
Exons: 13
Coding region: 263-1519 (418 amino acids)
Biological process (GO): lipid modification
Cellular component (GO): membrane
Molecular function (GO): acyltransferase activity
Source: RefSeq, a predicted model, not a curated record
CAGCGCUUCCACCACCGGAUCCACUCUGCUCGAGCCCCUCAGCCACACCAUCAACCUGCCCGUCGACCAGGUAAAUUUUGUAGUGUGCCAGCUGUUUGCCUUGCUAGCAAGUGUAUGGUUCAGACUUUAUCUUCACCCAAGUAAAAGUAGCAGCUAUGUCAGGCAUGCUGUUGCCACACUUCUGGGGUUUUACCUUGCAUUAUUCUGCUUUGGGUGGUAUGCUUUCCAUUUUGUUUUACAAAGUGGAAUCUCUUAUUCCAUCAUGAUCAUAGGAGGUGCGGAGCACAUGCACAAGUUUUGUUUCGUCAUUGCUUUGGGAUACCUCACGAUGUGCCAAAUUAGUAGAGUGUACCUUUUUGAUUAUGGACUGUAUUCAACUGAUUUCUCUGGUCCAAUGAUGAUCAUGACACAGAAGAUAACCAGCCUGGCCUUUGAAAUUCACGAUGGUAUGUCACGGAAAGAAAAGCAUCUCUCUCCAUUCCAAAAAUCCUUAGCUGUCCGAACCAUGCCAAGUCUUUUGGAGUAUUUAAGCUACAACUGUAAUUUCAUGGGUAUUCUCGUAGGACCAUUUUACACAUACAAAGACUAUAUUGCUUUCAUUGAAGGCAGAACAUUGCACAUGAAAUGCACUGAAAUAAAUGGAGAAGGAAAAGGACACCUUGAACAAAAAGAACCUUCACCCACGACCACUGUGCUGUUUAAGCUCCUUGUUUGUGGAAUCUCUUUGUCAUUUCAUCUGACAAUCACCAAGAUGUUACCAGUGGAAUACAACAUUGACACAACAUUCAUGAAUACAGCACCCUUAAUUAGUCGUAUAAUUUAUCUAUAUGUUUCCUUAUUGGCUGCUAGACCAAAAUACUACUUUGCUUGGACUCUAGCUGAUGCCAUCAACAAUGCUGCAGGAUUUGGUUUUAAUGGUUUCAACAAAAAAGGUGAUGCUCGUUGGGACUUGAUUUCAAACUUGAAUAUUUGUAACAUUGAGUUUGCUACAAGUUUUAAAAUGUUCAUUGACAACUGGAACAUACAAACAGCUCUGUGGUUUAAAAGAGUUUGCUAUGACCGCUGCCCUUACCAUCCAACUAUAGCAACCUUCAUACUCUCAGCAAUGUGGCAUGGAGUGUACCCAGGCUAUUACAUGACAUUUUUUACAGGAAUACUCAUGACAUUAGCAGCACGGGCAAUUAGAAACAACUUCAGAUUCUAUUUUCUCAAGUCACCCGGUGUCAAAUUAUUUUAUGAUAUCAUAACCUGGUGUGCAACAAUGAUAGCAAUAAGCUAUACAGUUGCUCCAUUUGUGUUGCUGUCAGUUGAAUCAUCUCUAAAAUUCUACAGUUCUUGGUAUUACUCUGUCCACAUUAUCGCUGUUCUGGUUAUAGCUGUAUUGCCAAUAAAACCAAGACACAAGGAAGAUGAGCAAGAGUAUUCAAAGCAAAAACAGAUAGAAGUAGAAAACCUGCUGGUUAUGAACCAUGCUUCAACUAUGAAUAACAACUUGAACCAGGCACCAAGAGAAUUGUGAACAUAAAGUGUAUUUGAAUGGAGAUUAAGAUACCAUCAAAUCUUUACCUUCAACUUCUGAGGGUAUAUUAAAGAGGAUACAGCAUUUUGGACUCAUGUGGAAAACAUAUGGUGAAGUGAUAAAACACUUCAAAAUCAUCCUUAAAAUGCCAUACAGAAGCAAAGCUUUGUUAUAUUUAACAAAAGGGGGAAAGAGUUUGAUGGUAAAACGUUUAAUAAUCCGCUAUAUCACAGAAAGCAUAUUAAUGUCAGUUGAUUUGAAUUCAUCUUUAAUAUAUACAUUACAACACUUUUUUAAAAAAAUACCAAAUUGUCUUUUUACACCAGACAUCAAAACUGGACUUCUCAAUAAGCAAGACUAAACGUAGUUGUAUUUUAUUUUCAAGUUAUUUACGGACAGCUAAAAUCAUUUUUAUUGUUCACAACAAAUGCAACACUAAUUAAAACUGGGCUAGUUACCAUACAAAAUUCCAGAUCUGUAAUACACCUCCUAAAGUUGAUUGGCGGAAAUGGUAAGUAUUGAGAAUAUGUGUGGGUUCUUUAAUACUUGGGUUCACCGGUGAAUAUGAGAUCUAUUAAUUGUUCAUAGAAACUUUUAUAAAUUAGCUAAUUUCUUAAAUUGUGUCCAAUUUUGUGCAUACUAAAUCUUGAAUACGUUAUAUUUGGUAUUUGUAUUGGUUGACUUUAUGAAUGACCUCCCCUCUUCUCCCCCCGCCCCCCACACACACACAAUUCCAAGCCUAGUUGAAUUGAAGCCACCUUGAAUAAGAAAUCAACAGCUAUACUCAAUACCUUAAGAUUUUGUUUAUAAUGAAAGCUGAAUAUGGGGAAGAAGAAAUUAGAGAAAGAUGUUUUAAAGGUUUUGAGACUAUAGCAAUAUUCUAUUGCACUAUUCCCUGGCUUUGCACUGGUAUUAAUGCCACUAAAUAAAGUAUGGGUAGUCACACUAAAUAACCUGAGCUUUUCUCUCGACAAAUUCUUAUUUCUGAGUAUUUUUAAUUUUUUGUACCCAGUACAUUAACACCACUUGUUUCAAAAUUUUGAAAGUGCAGAGUAAGUCACAGGUGAUCAGAUGAGUCUUGCAGCUAUUUUACUAUGUCAUAGUGAGUUGAUUUUCAGGGUUUUUUUAAAAAUUGUAUGUGAUGUGCAAAACAUGAUGGGAUUGACGUGCUGUAGGUGAAAGGGUUAUGAAAUUAAUGGUCGCCUAGGUCACACUAUAUUGCUACUAAGUAUUGCAUUUUAAGGAUUGAUUAAAAGUGCUGCUUUCCUGGUCAGGUGGCAUUUUUUAAAGUUACACCAAUUCAGAUCCGUUACUGGUGCAUUGAAUUUGCGAGAGCCCUUUGGAGAGCACAAUUUGGGGAAAUGGGACAAGCUACACAGUCCAUUUUGCCCCUUUGUGAAUUGUGCUUCUUUUAGCGAAGGUUAUUAGAAGAUUGUUAUUGGGUUGCUGCAGUAUCUUUGUUUUUAUGUAGUUAAUUUCUGAAAAACAUGUUUCAUACUUUUUGUCUAGAUUGUUGAUUAAACUACACGCAGUUUAAUCAGCUAAAACUACAAUGCUUUCAAUAAUAUUUUAAUGCACACUCUAGUGUUCCCAAACCUUGACUCUUGCGGAUGCCUGCCUCAUACUCUAUGGACAUCACAGCUGAUCCCUAUUCUAUCCUCAGCGAGCAGUCAGAAGGGGGAACAGUGGCUGACUUUUUCUCACCUGCCCCUUAACUCCCAGGCACUGAGGCCAAUUGUAAUGCCCAAAGUGCUGUCCCAGCUGAGAUCAGUUAACUCAACUGAGACCUGGAUUGUGACUUUUAUAGAACCUGUGACAUUUUAGUUGACAUAGCUUACUGCAUAGGUUAGCUCCUGUAUUUGCCUCCAUAUCAUUCACUAUUUCUAAUUAAUUUCAUUCUGUAAAGUGCUUUGAGACAUUUCUUUUGCGUGAAAAGCACUAUUAUCAAUGUAAGGUGUUGCUACACUUGGCAAUUACUUGAGAGACUUAAACUGUUUCAGAUGCUGAUGGACCUGUGGUCAUUUCCAAGAUUCAUUUUAUUUUGGAUUUUCACUUAUUUUAUUUCUAGAUGUUGCUAGUUUUUCCCUAAAUGAUAAAAACUGUGGGGAUCUGGACUGCUGUCCUUCAUAAUAAGAGCUGUGUUUGUGGGGAAAGGUGACAAACAAUGAUUUUGUUAUGCUUCAAUGGUGCCUAUUAAAUGUCCCCAGAAUAUGUGGUGUGAUGGUAAAUGGGAUGAUUCAAAGUAAUUGAAUUUAUCACUGUUCACUGAAAUGGGUGGUGCAAAAGCCUGAGUCUUUUCACUUAGAGUAUUAAUAACUGUUCCAGAAAAUCUGUUCCUCGCCCUCUUCAGCUCCCGCCCCUACCUCAGGUGCCUGGCCAGCACUCUGAAGCACUUUUAUGAAUUGUAACCUUUUAUGUAAUUG